Messenger RNA from Oikopleura dioica, 417 nucleotides. NCBI's taxonomy places the organism in Eukaryota, Metazoa, Chordata, Appendicularia, Copelata, Oikopleuridae. The record is from the annotation of a GenBank genome assembly.
AUGACGCUAGAGGACAAAAUGCAGCUCAAGGGUGUCCUCUACAUUUUCGGCGGUUAUCCGAGCAACUUGAAAAUCCUGCAGCUCGAAUCUGGCUGCACUUUCAGAAAGCUCCCCACAUCCCUUCCUCUCCCCUUCGAAAGCUACUACGGCUCAACCGAAUCGAUCCGCGAUAAGGUUUUUCUAUGCUUCGGAGGUGGCGGCUCAACCAGGAAUUGCGCGACAUGGGAUGGUUCUAGAGCAACGGUUUUGGAGGCUGAAACACAUGAGACACUCGACUCCGGGACUCUCUCUAGGUUUAAACUGAACACAGUGAAAGGCGGAAGCUACUCAAGCUCCACGACAACGGAAAUUCUUCAAGCCAAUUCUUGGUACCAAUUUGAGACAUCUAGCCAUCCAGUAGGACAUGAAGAUGGAUAA